Ostertagia ostertagi is the source of this 945-nucleotide messenger RNA. NCBI's taxonomy places the organism in Eukaryota, Metazoa, Nematoda, Chromadorea, Rhabditida, Trichostrongylidae. The record is from the annotation of a GenBank genome assembly.
AUGCGUCUCUAUCGAGGACAACGUAUUGCUGCAUCUUUUUUGCAUAGGGAACAAGCACAGAAACAAUAUUUGACUAUUGAUCGGUCGUUAUGGUAUGAACCUAAGAUCCAUUUGGCUUCUCCACUGCUGCAGUCAACUUUUUUUCUAUCGUUUCUUGAUGCCGAUACUGAAUCUUUUCUUGAGGAUUCCUUCACAACCAGCAGCUCCGUCUGCUUGCAACUCUACUAUGCUUUCGUGUCAUUCAUUAUGUCAUUUUUCCUGUCGAAAACGAGCAUCAAUGGCGUCCUGAAUCGCGGUGGAAUGUUUCUGUUCUCAACUCAUCAGUUGCAAGAAUUUUUGAAUAUCUCCUCCGAUUGGGAUCCUCACAAUAAGCAGUUACUUGAUCUUGGCGCUGGAGAUGGUGGAAUAACGAAGAAGCUGUCGGCGUUCUUCCCAAAUGUCUACGUAACCGAAAUGUCGCAGGCACGAGCUUCAGUCGUCUUUAAGGUAAUGCAGUGGCGGCUCCGCAACGAAGGCUUUCAUAUUGAAGACGUUGAGGGAUGGAGCUCAUCAUCACGUCGGUACGAUAUGAUAUCGGCGCUUAAUCUCCUCGAUAGGAUGCGUUCAGGCACUACAAUCCACGGAAAUUACUACGAGAUCUCCACUCGCUUGCUCUUCGGUCAAACUGUUAUGUUCUUGUUGGCAGUAGUAUUGCCUAUCCAUCAAUAUGUGGAAUUUCAUCCCUCCCGUAAAACUACGGAAGCUGACGUGAGGUUAGCCGUAGAAGGAAGUACUAUUGAAGAGCAAGCAUCAUUCCUGGUUGAGAGAGAGUUUUCACCUGCAGGUUUUGAUUUGGUGCGGUGGACAAAACUCCCUUAUCUUUGUGAAGGAGAUUACUAUAAGGUAUGCUCGAUUUCCAAAUUUUAUUUUUUAGUUCCAUUUUUGAAUGAAGUUGCGUUGCUGUGA